UCUUAAUCGGCAGAUUCAAACACCGAUCUAUUCUUUUCAGUUUGUCAUAGUGCGAUGUCUCUUUCUGGAGAUUCCUCGCGUCCAAAGAAACAUCAAUCACUAUGACAGAAGGGCAGUCCUUUGAAGAAGAAUCGGACGGCUUGUUGGGUCUGUCGAAAGAGGUAACGCACAAAAGUCGUUGGCAUGAUAGUCUCGCGAGAUAUUUUACUUUUAUUUCUGUUUUAUUGAACGGUAUCUUUGCUGGGCUUGGCCUGAUAUACUGGAUCCGGAUAGUCCUGAGCACGCAUUCAUCAUACGAGACCGGGUUCCACUCUGAUCUAGAAGCAAUUAAAUCACACAUCCGAUUGGCGCAGCAUAACUUUGCAGGAGGUGUAGAGUUGGACAACGACGGGAGCUUCUUCACAGACCACGAGAGCCAUCAAUAUGUUGCGACCCCUUCCCCGGACGUCGACCACGCGUGGAAUAAGCUUCUGACUGGCUUGAACAUUGACCUAGAGUGGCCGGGAGAGAAGCUGAGUGGGACAGCUUUUCAAUGGCCAGAGUCCGGCCUCUAUUUUACUGGUCUCGAAGUGUUCCACUCCCUACAUUGUCUGAACCGACUCCGCCAGGCUCUCUAUCCCGAAUACUAUCACGUCUUCAACAAUUCCAACGACCCCUCGCGCGAGGACCAUAUUGGCCACUGCAUCAACCACCUACGGCAAGCAAUCCAGUGCCAUGGCGAUCUCACGCCGAUGGAAUGGAAGCAGGUCGGCAACAAGAUCAUUCUCAACACACAAACGCGUCAUACGUGCAGGGACUUUGACAGAAUCCAUAAGUGGGCGGCGCAAAGGCAAACCAAGUUCGAGGAUAUCGAGAGCAUUAAUAACGGCAGCCUCUUUGUAGUAGAUUGAUUGAAAGACACCUAUUAGGCUUAAGAUUGAUCAACCUAUC
This is a messenger RNA of Colletotrichum destructivum, 930 nucleotides long. RefSeq names its product Putative mycotoxin biosynthesis protein UstYa. Lineage: Eukaryota; Fungi; Ascomycota; Sordariomycetes; Glomerellales; Glomerellaceae. The transcript is spliced from 5 exons. The record is from RefSeq and is a predicted model, not a curated record. The coding region runs from base 102 to 890 and encodes 262 amino acids. Gene Ontology annotation, biological process: mycotoxin biosynthetic process.